Molecule: messenger RNA, 1401 nt
Organism: Cucumis melo (muskmelon)
Lineage: Eukaryota; Viridiplantae; Streptophyta; Magnoliopsida; Cucurbitales; Cucurbitaceae
Product: equilibrative nucleotide transporter 1-like
Exons: 2
Coding region: 40-1275 (411 amino acids)
Biological process (GO): nucleoside transmembrane transport
Cellular component (GO): plasma membrane
Molecular function (GO): nucleoside transmembrane transporter activity
Source: RefSeq, a predicted model, not a curated record
AUUCCCGCUUUAAUUCACCCUAAACCCUUCAACUCUCAAAUGGGUUUUACCAAUGAAGAUUUGGAAUCAACCCCACUUCUUAAAACCACAUCCAUCAUUACAAAACCCAAAAAAAUCCCCAAAGAUUCAUUCAAUUUAGCUUACAUAAUCUACUUUACGUUAGGAUUAGGUUACCUCCUUCCAUGGAACGCCUUCGUCACAGCAAUCGAUUACUUUUCCUAUCUCUACCCAGAAACAAACAUCGAUCGAAUCUUCGCCAUUGUUUACAUGGGGGUUUCCUUCAUUUGCCUCAUCUUCAUCGUCUUUUAUACCCAAAACUCAAACCCAAGCUUCAGAAUCAACUUGGGUUUGAGCCUUUUUGUGGUGACUCUGCUUUUGGUCCCUGUUAUGGAUGUGGUUUACAUUCAGGGUAGGGUUGGAUUAUACAAAGGGUUUUAUGUGACCGUCGGAUCGGUGAUUCUGUGUGGGGCGGCGGAUGCGGUGGUGCAAGGUGGAGUGAUUGGCUCCGCCGGAGAGUUGCCGGAGAAGUACAUGCAGGCUGUUAUGGCUGGCAACGCGGGUUCUGGAGUCAUCGUUUCUCUUUUGAGGAUUCUAACAAAAUCAAUAUACUCACAAGAUGCAAUUGGCCUAAGAGAAAGCGCAAAGCUUUACUUUGGUGUUUCCAUUGUAAUUAUAGUUAUAUGUAUAAUAUUUUACAAUGUGGUUGAAAAGCUACCCAUUGUGAAGUAUUACAAGGAGCUAAAGGUUCAAGCUAUGAACAUCGAAAAAGAAGAAAAAGGACCUCUAACAUUGUGGCAAAUAGUAAAGAGUAUCAAAUGGUAUGAGUUUGGUAUUAUCCUAAUCUAUUCAGUGACUUUAUCAAUAUUUCCAGGUUACAUUAGUGAGGAUGUUCAUUCUUCAAUUCUCAAAGAUUGGUACCCUAUUCUUCUUAUUUUUGGGUACAAUGUGUUUGAUCUUGUUGGCAAGUCACUCACUUUAGUUUAUGUUAUAAAAAAUCUCAAGAUUGUUGUUGGUGGAUGUGUUUUGAGACUUUUGUUCUUUCCAUUAUUCUUUAUAUGUCUUCAUGGUCCAUUAGUGUUUAGGACUGAGAUUCCUGUGAUGUUGUUGACUUGUUUGAUGGGUUUUAGCAAUGGCUAUUUGACAAGUGUUUUGAUGAUGUUGGCUCCUAAAGUUGUCCCAUUACAGCAAGCGGAAAUAGCAGGAGUUGUCAUGGUUUUGUUUUUGGUUGCUGGUUUGGUUGUUGGUUCAAUAGUGUCUUGGUUUUGGAUCAUUUAGCUUUGAUAUACAUGAGAUCGUUUUGUCUGAUCCAACACAUGAUGAACAUGAAAGAGACACCAACUUAUACCAUUGGAAAGAUACACAAAUUACUUCUUCUAGAAAUGAGAUGAAACUUAAUUGUUA